AUGCAGUGUGUGUGGCACUCGACGGACCUCCUGCGUGAAAUCAUGUCCUUCCAACUCGGCGUGCCAUACGAUACCCAUACGCUCUUGCACGCGCUUCGAUCCCUUGUCUGGGACAACGCCGACGUCCUUGCAACGCUGCCGCCCGCGCUGGCGCCGAUCCACGACAUCUUUCCUGCGUGGUUCAAAGUCCAUGGCGCGCGCGGUCUCAAGCGCAUGCCAUGCAGCGUCGCCCUCGAACUCUUCUACUACGGCCUCUACUACGGCCAUCUCGACGUCAUUAUGCACUUUUGCGACAAGCUGCCCGUCGACUAUGUCGAGUGGCACCUCGUCAUCAUGUCGGGCAACGUCGUCGCCGUCAAGUUUCUCCUCGACGCGUACCCGGAUGGCUGCUUCUUCCAAACCAUCGAGCGCGCCAUCGAGCAUGGUCAUCUCGGCGUCGUCCGCGCGCUCCGAGCACAUGGCGUGCCGUGGCCAGCGACUGCGUGGAAGGUGGCGAGCCAGCACGGUCGCGCCGACAUUGCGUCGUACCUCGAUGCGUACAAGUGUCCGUGGCACGAGCACUGGCGCGGCGAAGUCGCUGAAGCCGCGGCCGAAGGUGGCCACGUCGACGUUCUCCGGGUCUUGCAGCGCCACCACGCGGAUGCGAUCACCGAGACGGCCAUGGACGCCGCCGCCGCGAAUGGCCAUGUCGACGCUGUCGCCUACUUGCACGAGCACGGCCAAGCCGGCUGCACGUCGCUAGCGCUCUCGACCGCGGUCCGCGCCGGCCACCUCGACGUUGUUGCGUUUCUUGCCGAGCAUUACGAGCUCGAUAAGAAGCUCGCGUCGCUCCGGCUUGCGUCGCCGACGAGCCAAGGCGAUGACGACAUUGAGGACGCCCAGCUGCGCGAGGAGCACGAGAGCUGGACGUCGGCGUGGCAGGCGUUCCAAGCCAAGGUGCAAACGCUGCUGUCGAGUCCGUCGCGGCCGACGACCAAGGCACCCAAGAUGCACUUUCGUGCGAUUCCACGUUUAAUUUAA
Saprolegnia parasitica CBS 223.65 is the source of this 1020-nucleotide messenger RNA. RefSeq lists its product as hypothetical. The record is from RefSeq and is a predicted model, not a curated record. The transcript has a single exon. NCBI's taxonomy places the organism in Eukaryota, Oomycota, Saprolegniomycetes, Saprolegniales, Saprolegniaceae. Bases 1 to 1020 code for a protein of 339 amino acids. Gene Ontology annotation, molecular function: protein binding.